ACAACGCACGCACGGAGCACUCGCGACACGCCGGACGUUUUUGAGCGGCAACGGCUGCGCCCCAAUAUUGCGCAUACGACGUGUGGGACGGGAGGGGAGCGAGCGCGCCGUGUGGCACGGAAUAAAUAGUUCACAUUUGUUUUGCUGCCGCUGCCGUUUGUUGUUGCCAUUCGCGAAUAUCAACUUUGUGUUGUAUUCACGUAUUUUCGUAUUUAUUUUAGCAACAAUUUGUAUUGUGUGUGUGCGUGUUUUUUUUGCCGUGUUUUUUCUUUUUUGUUUGAUGUGCAAAUUUGUUGAACCGAUUUUCAAGCAAAUAAUCGCUGCGAAUGGGCCCUGUGAUUGCCCGUUUAUCAGCAAAUCGCAGUUGUAGUUCGCCCCUGAUUGCCAACGGCUGUGUGUGACAUGUAGCCCGAGAGAGAGCAGAGAGAGGAGAGAGGAGAGAGGAGAGAGGCGAGAGGAGGGUGUGUGUGCGAGCCUUGGAGAGGGUGUGUGCGCGUCGCAGGAGUGGAUCCGGAAUCGGUAUCGUAAUGCAAAGACGGCGUUAUGGCACUACAAGGCUGGCGCUUUUUCGGUGUCUCGGCGACCAUCAUCAUCUACAUUGGCGGCGUCCUCUUCCUGUCCAUGAACAACAUACCCGGCUCGCAUCCCAAGAGGCCGCGCAUCGAACGCUUUGCCGAGUUUCCCAGCUUUCAUAGUCCUCGGUUCCCGAUGCCCAGCCGCAAAAUGGCCAUCCGCUGGUGUCGCGACCUCAAGUACAUAAAUCGAGAUCUUCCAAACUACACGGACUACAAGGCCGACUUUUACACUGCCCUGCCCAGUGACAUGAGCGCCGCCUUGCAGUCCUUGCCCGCCCUUACCGCUCUGGCCAGCUUUCCGGGCAGCGGCAACACCUGGCUCAGGUAUUUGCUCCAGCAGGCGACGGGCAUAUUAACCGGCAGCAUCUACAAGGACUACGGCCUGCUGAAGACCGGCUUUCCGGCGGAGAACGUGUGCAACAGCUCAGUAUUAUUGGUGAAGACGCACGAAUGGGGCGGCAAGGCGUGGGCCCCGUUCUCGAAAGCAAUACUCCUGGUCCGUGAUCCGGAGAAGGCGAUCAUAGCCGAGUUCAAUCGCCAGAGCGGCGGUCACAUUGGCUUCGCAUCGCCGGAUCGGUACAAGCGGACCAAGGGCAAAUAUUGGCAGCAAUUCGUGAGCAAUAAGCUCAAGGGCUGGGAGCUAAUGAACCUCAGUUGGGCGCGCAAUUUCACUGGCAGCCUCAAGGUUGUGUUCUACGACGAUCUGGUCCACCAUACGGAGAGGGAGCUGCGCUCCAUUUUGGACUUCCUGCAAUUUCCGGUCAACGAGCCGCUGAUGCGCUGCGCCAUCAUGCGCAAGGAGGGCAUCUUCCGGCGGAAGAAGCGGCUGCUCUCCUUUGAUCCGUACACGGAGGCGAUGCGGGCAGAGGUACAGGCCCGUCGGCGCAUUGUCUACGGCUUGCUGGGUCGGCAGGAGCCUUAGAAUCCUUAGAAAUCCUUAAACGAAUACAUGCAACGAUGCACAAUGGAUAACCCGGAAUUGCAAAGCACCGGAAUCGAACAUUAAUCGAAAAUUCCCUGCUCAUCAUCAUGGCUUAAAGUAGGACCAAAGAAAAGUUCCGUAACGCCGCUCGAGCGAUCUUGAAGUUUUGCUAAAAACCAGAGGAAGGGAGAAUCAGCUGUCUAAUUACUACAGAGUCUUUGGCUUAGGACAUAAGAAAGUCCUUUUGAAAUCCUGUAGAUAUUGUAGACGCUCUCUCUCUCAACACAAGCAAGAAGCACGAAUUUAAAUGCAUGGCCGUUACGCAUCUUAACAGAUUAUUGCUGGAUCUUUGGCAUAGAUCUCAUCCAGAAAUCCCCAUGACCAUAGAUAGACCCAAUACGUAUUAGGGAAGGCCGAAUCCCGAUCGUUAUCCUUUCGCUUGGCUCGCUUGGCGCAUUAGUUCAAAUUUUGUUCACUCCUUAGGUAUGGUAUUUAGAGGCAUAAUACAUGGAUAUUGAUAGGCUCUUCAUAGAUUUAUAUAUAGAAGUACAUGUAGGUAACGAUCGCUUGCGUUUUGCAACAAGGUAUUAUGAUUCCUGAACGAAUUUAUGAAAUUCAUUAUAGGCCAUGUUGUGCUUCAUCGCUCAUCAACCCGAGAACAAAAGGAAAUUAAAAUGUCCACUCAACCCAUCCGCGCAUCCAUCACUCUCCUCUGGUCACGUUGAGUUCCCAUAUUUAGACUAUCCUUGUAAAAAGUUUUAUACACGAACUCUACAAUAACUUGUGAAAUAUUAACGAUGCGCAAAACGUAUUAGAUAAUUGUACAAAAACGAGAAACACACAAGUAAAACACAAAAAAGAAACAAUGAAAAACGAAAACAACAAAUCGAAUGUGAAACAAUGAAGUGGAUUUAAAAACUGAAAGUAACUGCAUUUUUAUUUACUUACUUAAGGAGGAGCU
Drosophila serrata is the source of this 2458-nucleotide messenger RNA. RefSeq names its product WSCD family member CG9164. Lineage: Eukaryota; Metazoa; Arthropoda; Insecta; Diptera; Drosophilidae. The record is from RefSeq and is a predicted model, not a curated record.